Ogataea haglerorum is the source of this 384-nucleotide messenger RNA. RefSeq lists its product as uncharacterized. The transcript has a single exon. Gene Ontology annotation, biological process: protein transport. NCBI's taxonomy places the organism in Eukaryota, Fungi, Ascomycota, Pichiomycetes, Pichiales, Pichiaceae. Bases 1 to 384 code for a protein of 127 amino acids. The record is from RefSeq and is a predicted model, not a curated record.
AUGCAAUAUUUCACUUUUUGGGAAAAUGUCUCUAAAGAAUUCGAUAUUCAUAAGUUUCUCCGUUUGGUUGUCAUAAUAGGUGGUUACAUCUUCUUUAGGCAAAGGUACUUGGAAUUUAUGAAACACUAUCAAGUCAAAAAACAGCUAGAAGAAGACCAUAAAAGGAAUGCUGAAGCUCUGGUUGAGAAGCCGAACAUUUCAGAGGCGGAAUCGACCGGUGUUGCAGGUAGCGAUAAAAGAUGGGGUUGGGGAAAACGGACAAGAAGUAAGGUCAAAGCACAGCAAAAACUUCUGCAAAAGCAACUAGAACAGGCGGCAGUGGAGGCUUCCCAAACGAGUGGACCUGAUAGUGAUGAGGAAAUAAAUGAGUUGCUGGAGGAUUGA